Rhizopus microsporus ATCC 52813 is the source of this 957-nucleotide messenger RNA. RefSeq names its product kinase-like protein. The transcript has 3 exons. Gene Ontology annotation, cellular component: nucleus. The coding region runs from base 83 to 799 and encodes 238 amino acids. The record is from RefSeq and is a predicted model, not a curated record. Gene Ontology annotation, biological process: protein phosphorylation. Gene Ontology annotation, molecular function: cyclin-dependent protein serine/threonine kinase activity; ATP binding. NCBI's taxonomy places the organism in Eukaryota, Fungi, Mucoromycota, Mucoromycetes, Mucorales, Rhizopodaceae.
UCAGCUCUUUAUACAACCUGUAUGGCAACUAUAUUAUUGUAACACAUAAAUAGUCUUUUUUUUUAAAAAAAAAAAAAUAUAAAUGAUAGGCACAUUUGCCUCAGUGACAAAGGAAGUCACCCCAGAGUGUAUUUUGGCUAUAAAGACAUACUCAAAGCAGCAUGGAAAAUUAGCUCUCGAACAUUACCAGCGAGAGGUUAAAGCAUUGAAGAGAUUAGAUUUAAAAGAUGCUAAUUUUGCAAAAGAACAUCAUAUUGUUUACUUAUAUUCAAUUCAUGAAACGCCGUCAUCUUAUCAGCUAUUCCUUACUUGGUAUGACUAUAAUCUAAGACUCUAUUUGAAACAACCACAAACUACAACGCGACACACACUUGCACACAGCUUUCUUCAGCAAAUAUCUCAAGGGCUGCUCUUUAUACAUUCGCAUGGAAUUAUUCACUGUGAUAUAAGCCCAGAUAACAUUCUGGUAGAUUCUAAUGGAAACAUGUGUAUUGGCGAUUUUGGCUGUUCUCGCAUGAUUUACGAAAAAGACCAGCCUGUCCAAAAUGAAGUGAUUGGAACAAGAUGGUAUAAGGCUCCAGAGUAUCUUUUUGGUUACAAAAUUUAUGCUCCCUCAACCGAUAUAUGGUCUUUAGGAGCAACCUUUACAGAACUGUUGAUAGGAAAGCCACUGUUUCAAGGCAAUAAUGACUUGGAGCAAAUUGGUCUCUAUGUGAAAACACUUGGUGCUCCUUCUAAACAAGUCCAAAAAGUAUAUACUCUUCAUUAUCUAUUUGAGGAUAGGCUAAUCAUCAUAUAGGAAAUGUCGAUUUAUCCUGACGCUAAUAAACUCAACUUUUUUGAUAUGGAUGAUCCUGAUUCUGAUAUGGAUGACGAAAAAUAUGAAGAAUCCCCUGUAAAGUCAUUAGAAGAAGUACUGGAGCAUGCCAAUGUAGACAUGAAAGACCGCACAUUGAU